Messenger RNA from Ceutorhynchus assimilis (cabbage seed weevil), 1285 nucleotides. Lineage: Eukaryota; Metazoa; Arthropoda; Insecta; Coleoptera; Curculionidae. The record is from the annotation of a GenBank genome assembly.
UAAAAAAUCUUCCACUACAACAAGUUUACUUUACAGUUUACACAUAAAAACUUGAAUAAAUAAAUAAUAAAAGAAGUUCUAUUUGCCUUCCACAAAUUGCCAUUACAAGAAAUGAAAAGUGAAAUUGAAAAACACGAUGAAUCCCUCUCAGACAGUGAUUGCAGCGAUACAGUCGAAGCAGAAGACAUAAAUUCAAUUUUCCCACAAUGUCAGCACAUCCACACAGAAUCUUUGGGCUCCAAAUAUAUCUUAGAUUUAUCAGCAACAAGUGAAACAAAUCCAUACAUUGCUGCAGCUCUAACAGAUUUCUCCUGCGAUAUUUUCAAAUCAGCAGAAAGCCAACUGGCUAAAAUAACUCAGCUCAAAGAACACUCAGAUAGAUUAGUAAGUUGCAAAUUCAGCCAAAAAGACAAUAAUGUAUUGUACACUGCCUCUGCUGAUGGAACUGUUAAAUUGUGGGAUCUUAGAACUAGCAAAACAGCUAUUACAUUUGCUGAUACUACUUUGGAAGAUUCUGAUCCAAUAAAACCUCUAAGUUCCUUUGAUGUUUCUCCCUGUGAUAAAUUACUUGCUGCAGGUACUAAUUUGUUUGAAGGAGAUGCUUUUAUAUUGUUUUGGGAUGUAAGAAGCACCAAACUGCAAGGGGCUUAUUGGGAAUCCCAUACUGAUGAUAUAACUCAAGUUAAAUUUAAUCCAGAUGAUUCAAAUAUGCUUCUUUCUGGGUCAACUGAUGGUUUAAUAAAUACUUAUAAUCUUGCUGAAAGUAAUGAAGAUGAUGCUUUGCAACAAUGUUUGAAUACUGAAGAAUUAGUUGAACAGUUGGAGUGGUUUUGGGAAAGGCAACAGUGGAAAAUUAGUUGUAUUACUUCGAGUAAUAAUUUGCAACUGUGGGAAGUUGAUGGGGCUGAACCUUAUAAAAGGUUUAAUAGGGAUACUAUUGCAGGCAAUAUUAAGAAAAAUGCCAAUAAAGUUUAUGUAGCCAAAGUGCAUCCAGCUAGUAACUCCUUAAUAAUUUUAACUGGAUCUAAUGGCAAGGAAGGCAAAUCUUUUAGGAGUUUGCAAAUUUCAAAUGGAAAUGUAAAUCCUGCUUUGAGUUUCAAUGAAAACACUCAAAGAGUCAGAGCAAGCUGGUACAAUGAACAUACUAAACUUCUAUUAACUGGAGGUGAGGAAGGAAAUUUGGAUAUAUGGAGGCCUGAUUUUUUGGAAACGAAUUAUAAGACUAUUAAAAGGAAAUAACUUUGUAUUAUUAAUUAUUUAAAUAAAUGUGUUUUUCUUUUGUAUA